UACUUCCGGGUUCUCCCUCUAGACCGCUAUUCCCGGCACCCCAAAACCCCAAAAAUCGCCUAAAAAACCCCAAAAAACCCCAAAGCGCGGCCAUGGCGCAGUACAAGGGCGCGGCCAGCGAGGCCGGCCGGGCGCUGCAGCUGAUGAAGAAACGCGAGCGGCAGCGCGAGCACAUGGAGCAGCUGCGGCAGCGCAUCCAGGAGGAGAACAUCAUGAAAUCCAACAUCGACAAGAAAUUCUCGGCUCACUACGACGCCGUCGAGGCCGAGCUCAAAUCCAGCACCGUGGGGCUGGUGACACUCAAUGACAUGAAGGCCAAGCAGGAGGCGCUGGUCAAGGAGCGCGAGAAGCAGCUGGCGAAGAGAGAGCAGAGCAGGGAGCUGCAGCUGAAGCUGGAGCGGCAGCGCGAGCGGCAGCGCAAGCAGGAGGCGCAGAGGAAGAUCAGCUCGCUGAGCUUCAGCCUCGGUGAUGAGGAGGAGGAGGAGCAGGGGGAGGAGGCCGAAGGUGGGACCUGGGGGGAGGAGCCCCCAAAAAAACGAAAAUUGGGCAAAAACCCCGACGUGGACACGAGCUUCCUGCCAGACCGGGACAGGGAGGAGGAGGAGAAUCGCCUGCGGGAGGAGCUCAGGCAGGAGUGGGAGGCCAAGCAGGAGAAAAUCAAAAACGAGGAGAUCGAGAUCACCUUCAGCUACUGGGACGGCUCUGGGCACCGGCGCACGGUCAAGAUGAAGAAGGGGAACACGAUGCAGCAAUUCCUGCAGAAAGCGCUCGAGAUCCUGCGCAAAGACUUCAGCGAGCUCCGCUCGGCGGGGGUGGAGCAGCUGAUGUACAUCAAGGAGGAUCUGAUCAUCCCCCACCACCACAGCUUCUACGACUUCAUCGUCACCAAGGCCCGCGGGAAGAGCGGGCCCCUCUUCAACUUUGACGUCCACGACGACGUCCGGCUGCUGAGCGACGCCACCGUGGAGAAGGAUGAGUCCCACGCGGGGAAGGUCGUUCUGCGCUCGUGGUACGAGAAGAACAAACACAUCUUCCCCGCGAGCCGCUGGGAGCCCUUCGACCCCGAGAAGCGCUGGGACAAGUACACGGUGAGAGCCCAAAAUGCCCCGAAACCUCCCCCGAAAUAACCCCGAAAUCACCCCGAAAUAACCCCGAAACCUCCCCGAAAUCACCCCAAAAUAACCCCAAAACCUCCCCGAAACCUCCCCGAAAUCACCCUGAAAUCAUCCUGAAAUAACCCCGAAACAACCCCAAAAUAACCCGAAAUCUCCCCAAAAUCCCCCGAAACCUCCCCAAAAUCCCCCGAAAUCACCCCAAAAUCACCCCGAAAUCACCCUGAAAUCAUCCUGAAAUAACCCCGAAACAACCCCAAAAUCCCCCAAAACCUCCCCAA
This is a messenger RNA of Cinclus cinclus, 1393 nucleotides long. It is a transcript of the gene FAM50A, whose product is annotated as family with sequence similarity 50 member A. Gene Ontology annotation, cellular component: nucleus. The record is from RefSeq and is a predicted model, not a curated record. Lineage: Eukaryota; Metazoa; Chordata; Aves; Passeriformes; Cinclidae. Gene Ontology annotation, biological process: chromatin organization. The coding region runs from base 93 to 1127 and encodes 344 amino acids. The transcript has 12 exons.